AUGGAUGAACCAACUCCCACAGUAUUUUACGAGACACGACGUCACAUUACGAGGCCCUAUACUCCCAGUUACCCUCCCCAACAGGCCAAUGACGGCAGUAAAGGGAGCUUUCUUUCACUGCUUUCCCUUCAAGGUGUGAACCAACUCAAAGAGAAAUGGAACGAAUACAAACAGCCAAGAAAAUUGAGAAAAUUGGCAUCAUUGUUUAUCUCUCCAAGAGGUGAGCGUGUGGCUGUGGCUUCUGGAAAUCAGAUAACAAUUUUGCAGAAGGAGGAUGACUACUCAAAGCCAUGCGGCACUUUUACAAGCGGCAGCCUUACUUCAUUUACAACAGGGACUUGGUCAGAAAGUCAUGAUGUUCUUGGAGUUGCUGAUGACACUGAUACACUAUAUUUUAUCAAAGCAAACGGUGAUGAGAUAACGAGGAUCGCGAGGAGGCAUUUAAAAGUAUCUCUACCAGUAAUAAGCCUGAUUGUGCAGGAUGAUUCUGAUGCACAGAAAUCUUGUCUGUGUAGCUUUAUUGUGGUCACGUCUGAUGGUUCCCUUCAGCAUGUUGAGAUCUGUCAGGAUCCAAGUUCCUCCAUAUAUUCUGCACGCACCUCAAAUAAUGGAUUAACUGCAAAGGGGCAGCUCCCUGACAAUGUUUUAUGCGUUGACUACCAACCAGGGCUUUCUUUGCUUGCUGUUGUCACACUAACCUCAGGUUCUUGUUAUCUUUCUCUUUGGCGUAGAAGUAGGAUCAUUGAUCUGGAGCAGCUUGUUACCAUUCAGUUUGAGGGUUUUUAUUCCAAACCAAAAGGUCAGAAAAGUCAGCUAGCAUAUCCAAAGGUGCUAAUCUCCCCACAAGCCAAAUUUGUUGCUACUUUAGAUGUGACAGGAUGCUUGCACAUAUUUAAGCUGGAUAAAGACUGCUUUUCACUUUCAAAUUUUACAUGCAGAGAGAGAUGCGAGUCAGAACUGACCAAUAAUUUGUCAAGUGGAGAGGGGGAACAUUUAAGUGACAUUGUGGAUUUUACUUGGUGGUCUGACCACAUCCUUGCUUUUGCAAAAAGGAGUGGCAUUGUUACCAUGCUUGACAUCCUUAGUGGCUUGAAAGUUCAGGAAAAUGGAACUAUAUAUUCUAAGCCCAUUAUAGAAAGAAUAAAUAUGUUUCAAGGAAACAUUUUUCUUUUGGAGACCAUUUCAUCUGAAGAGAGAUCUAACUCAAAGGAAACUAAUGAUUCACAUAGUAUGGAGCAUAUUGCAGUGGACAGCCUUGACCAAAUUGACAUUUCUUCAUUGAACUGGAGCCUUGUAUCAUUUUCUGAGAGGUCCAUCCUGGAAAUGUAUAACAUUUUGAUUAGAAAUGAAAAAUAUCAGGCUGCCUUGGAUUUUGCUGAUUGUCAUGGGUUGGAUAAAGAUGAAGUCAUAAAAUCACAGUGGUUGCAUUCAAGUCAAGGAGCAAAUGAAAUAAAAGAUGCUGUGAGGGCCUUACUUGCAUAUGGGCUGCGCCUAACCAACCAGUAUGGGUUUUCUGAACCUGAAAAGGAUGAAUGUACGGAAAUUUGGGAUUUCCGCAUGGCUAGACUUCAGUUAUUGCAAUUCAAAGACCGGUUGGAGACGUUUCUUGGGAUAAAUAUGGGCAGGUUUUCUGUGCAGGAGUACAGAAAAUUUCGAGCUAUGCCUUUAAAUGAAGCUGCUCUUACUCUUGCUGAAAGUGGGAAGAUUGGGGCUUUAAAUCUCCUGUUCAAGCGCCAUCCUUAUUCACUGGCUCCUUUCAUAUUGGAUAUUUUAGCUGCUAUCCCUGAAACAGUUCCUGUACAAACAUAUGGGCAGCUUCUCCCAGGGAGGUCUCCCCCUACAAGUGUACUUUUGAGAGAAGAGGAUUGGGUUGAAUGUGAGAAAAUGAUAAAUUUUAUCAACAGAUCAUCCAAGGACCAUGAGAUUUGUAUCCAAAUCCAGACUGAACCCAUACUCAAGCAGUGCCUAGGAUCUGUUUGGCCAUCUACUAAUGAACUUUCAAUAUGGUACAAGAAGAGAGCUAGAGAUAUUGAUAGUUGUAGUGGACAGCUAGAUAAUUGUCUUUGCUUGAUUGAGUUUGCUAAUCGCAAAGGUGUAAAUGAGUUGCAGCGAUUCCAUGAGGAUGUCUCAUAUUUGUACCAACUUAUUUAUUCUGAUGACAGUAUCGGUGAAAUAAAUUCCAGUCUGAGUCUUGUCAUUUGGGAACAAUUAUCUGACUAUGAGAAAUUCGGGAUGAUGCUUAAAGGAGUUAAAGAAGAAAAUAUGAUUGGAAGGUUGCGUAAUAUGGCAGUUCCAUUUAUGCAAAAUAGGUUUCAUUAUACAGUCUCAGUUUCACAGGAUCAGGUUGCAGAUAAUCAUCUUACCCCAGAGCAUAACAAGGUUGAGUCAUUUCUGGUUAGAUGGCUAAAGGAAACUGCUUCCGAGAACAAAUUGGACAUCUGCUUGCGGGUAAUAGAGGAAGGGUGCUGUGAUUUCCAAAGUAAUAGCCUAUUUAAGGAUGAGGUUGAAGUCAUAGACUGUGCCCUGCAGUGCAUUUAUUUGUGCACUUCUACUGAUAGGUGGAGUACUAUGGCAACCAUAUUGUCAAAGCUUCCACAUAUUCAAGGUGGUGAAAUAAUUGUUGAUGGUCUUGAGAGAAGAUUGAAAUUGGCAGAAGGCCAUGUUGAAGUAGGGAGGCUCCUGGCAUUUUAUCAGGUACCAAAGCCACUGAAUUUUUUCCUAGAAUCUCAUGCUGAUGGAAAAGGUGUAAAGCAAAUUCUUCGCCUUAUACUGUCAAAGUUUAUACGUCGACAACCUGGUCGAUCAGAUACUGAUUGGGCAAGCAUGUGGCGUGAUAUGCAAUGCAUUAGGGAUAAGGCAUUUCCUUUCCUGGACCUGGAGUAUAUGUUGAUGGAAUUUUGCAGAGGGCUGCUGAAAGCUGGGAAGUUUUCUCUUGCCAGGAAUUAUUUAAAGGGUACAAGUUCAGUUGCUUUGGCAUCUGAGAAGGCUGAAAAUCUUGUCAUACAAGCUGCAAGGGAGUAUUUUUUCUCAGCUUCAAGUCUUACUUGUACUGAAAUCUGGAAGGCUAAGGAAUGCCUCAAUUUAUUUCCAAGCAGCAGAAAUGUCAAAGUGGAGUCUGAUAUUAUUGAUGCACUUACUGUUAGACUUCCCAGACUUGGAGUGACUCUCUUACCCAUGCAAUUCAGGCAAAUAAAAGAUCCGAUGGAGAUAAUUAAAAUGGCAAUCACAUGCCAAACUGGUGCAUAUUUACAUGUUGAUGAACUCAUUGAGAUUGCUAAACUUCUUGGAUUGAGUUCUCCAGACAACAUAUCUUCUGUUCAGGAAGCAAUUGCCAGAGAAGCUGCAGUUGCUGGUGAUCUCCAAUUGGCCCUUGAUCUGUGUCUUGGUUUGGCUAAGAAAGGGCAUGGUCACAUUUGGGACUUAUGUGCUGCAAUAGCAAGGGGUCCUGCCCUUGAAAACAUGGAUAUAAAUUCUCGAAAGCAGCUAUUGGGUUUUGCUUUGAGCAAUUGUGAUGAGGAAUCCGUUAGUGAGUUGCUCCAUGCAUGGAAAGAUCUAGAUUUGCAAGGUCAAUGUGAGACAUUAAUGAUGUUGACAGGGACUGAAUGUCCAGAUUUUUCAAUUCAAGGCUCCUCGGUUAUUACAGGUCCAGUCCAUGGUAUUCAAGAUAUAAUCAACCUAAAAGGUUGCUUGGAAAUGGUUGAAGGAGCUAGUUGUGACGAUCAAGAAAAAAUGGAAAACUUUUGUCUUUUGCUGCCCUUCAACUUCCAUGGUUGCUUCAACUAA
Messenger RNA from Prunus armeniaca (apricot), 3783 nucleotides. The record is from the annotation of a GenBank genome assembly. Lineage: Eukaryota; Viridiplantae; Streptophyta; Magnoliopsida; Rosales; Rosaceae.